This is a messenger RNA of Plutella xylostella (diamondback moth), 2283 nucleotides long. Lineage: Eukaryota; Metazoa; Arthropoda; Insecta; Lepidoptera; Plutellidae. The record is from RefSeq and is a predicted model, not a curated record.
AUGGAAAUUCAUACUGAAAACAGACACCAACCUAAACCGAAAGCAUCAAAGCACCGCGCGGCUGCUUGCAGCCCGCGCCACAACGCAACCUCUAGUUUGUUUAUACAAGUGUUGGAAAAAGGGUCUAGAACAUCGUUUAAAAUGGGUCAUGUCCCAAUGAUAUGGCUGAUCCUAGCGUUAUGGUUUCAUAAAUGUUACGGUAUUACUGAUGUUACAUCCAGGAAUGACCAUGAACAUCAGUUAAAUGAUGCAAAUGAGACUAACUCAACUAUUACACCAAGAAAAGCUGGUUAUGGCCUCGUUACGUUUGAAGACCAAAAGAAUCCGGUCCAUUUCGAAGAUGAACAGCCAGGUGCUUACGGAUUAAUAUCUUUCAAAGAUCAGCCAGCGAACCACCACAGAGAUGAACCUUCAAAACUACCAUUUAGAUUUGAAAAUCAAGGACUAGACAACAAUGAAAACGCAAAUUCAGAUCUAUAUCAAGAUCCGUCAAUAAACGCCGGCAGCUAUGGAUUGCUCAAUCCUAACCAUCAAGAACUAGAUAACCAAAACCCUGUAGACCAACCGGGGGGUGGUAUAACUUUUCAAGAUGAUAACAGAAUAGAAAAUAAUCCGGGGCAGAAUUCUGGACAGAAAAAGAAGAAGCGAAGAAGACGCAGAAGGAAACCGCGUUUGCAGCAAUAUCCGGGACAAAGCUACGGGUUUGCAGGUCAACCUCCAGUUGGAAAUAUUCCUGGUUAUCCUGGAGGACCAGCCCCUGUGUAUCCUGGACCUGCAAUUGGACCAGCUGGACAGUAUUACAGACCACCCCGGCGGCCGCGGCCCUCGUACGCCGAAGAAGCCCUAUCAUCCAUCACGCACGCGCUGACGUCCAUCGCCCGCCACGACGACCACCAGUGCGUGCCGAGACUCCUGUGCGAGGUGGCGGGGGGCAGGGCGCCGGCGGAGGGCGCGGGGGCGGGGGUCUUGCAGACCAUUGCGAACCUGCAGCCGUUGUUGACCCUAUUAGCAGCCUACAACGGCAUCAGCACGUCCCCUCUCUUCGUCUUCGGCCGAGCCGCCAUUUUAGGCAUGACAUCUAAAGGCAACGCCGGCACCUGCAGAUACGCCUACCCACAGUGUCCCACUGACCCUGAGAAGCUGGUCGAAUACCUCAACAACCACAACGGGGGCUUCUUCAGAUUCUUCAACGCCCCUCAGCAAUACCCUGGACAGCUCGGCCAGCAGAACCUCGAGCAGUUUUACAAUCAUCUGUCUAAUAUUCCUGGCCAGUAUGGUUUGCUACAAAAUCAGCAAUAUCCAGGACAGUAUCCAAACCAACCUGUUCCUUCUUAUCCAAAUGGGCUUGUGCCUCAGCCACAUAUUCAAGAUCAACAAAAUUAUGGGUUGCAUCCUAUUGGGACAGGAUACGGUCUGCAAAAUCCAAAUCAAGUGUAUUCAGGGUAUAGUCAACAAAAUCCAAAUUUACCUAAUCAAGGUUUUGGAUUCCAAAAUCAACCAGGAUUGUAUUCUACUAGCCAAAACUAUGGAAACCGAUAUCCUUAUCAUAACAACAAUGGCUAUGGUUUUGGAAACCAAAAUCGUUAUAAAAACCAUGUCAAAGAUGAAAUCGGAACUAACAAAAUAGAGAAACGAAUUCAAAACCGCCCUGAUUUGACUUAUGUUGAUAAGGUCCAGAAUGAAAAUAUGGAAUUCAAGUUUCCAAGAGAUUCAAGAUAUGAAAUAGACCCUGAAAAGCAAAGGUUUGGAAGAACUAUUAAGUUUCCUCAAAACGACCAGACUGUGCAUAAACCUAGUAUAAAUACGUCUGUUCCUCAAAUCAAUAAUAAAAAAGCGAAAGGUUUCAAUUUUCCUGAAUCGCAAAGCAAUAGACAAUACAUCGACUAUUAUGACUACCCGCCAUACACUCAAGUCUUUAACACAAACAACUUCAAGCUGGAUGAAAAUGGAUUUUAUGUGGAAAGCAAUAAUGACUAUGAUUUUAAUACCAACAUGGAAGAGAAAGAAGAGGGGGUUGAAAUAGUUUACGUGGUAAGAGGAAACAGCGAUCCUAACCACCCUGAAAUCGUUAAACUGAGGCCGGGGCAGAAACUACAAUAAUGCUCAUGUUAACAAGUAAAUUAGGUAUGUUUCUAUUGUGUGUAUUAAAAUUGAAAAUUAUUAAUAACAUAAUAAAGAACUAAACUACCUUAUCGGAAGUAAAAUUAUAGAGCAAAAGUAUGUUAGUGUUAAUAGUAAGUAAAUAAGUUAUUAAUAAAAAUAAGAUCAUUUUGGUUUUAUUAA